GGAAUUGUACGAAAAGAAAAUGUUAUCCGGAAGAAUUGUUGAUCAAACAAUAGGGCCGAUCCCGCACGACAAUCUGGCACGCACGGACCGCCUGGCGCCUGGUUCUCUCUAUGUAGAAGAGGAACCGAAGAGCACGUUUGUCGAGCCGAUUCUUCGAAAACGCGACACGAGAGUUUUUUUAAGUUCUAGCAACUGAUGAUAAUGUUGGCCGGUGGUUCUCGUAUCGCCUACCACUUGCGAGAGUGCGACCAUUGCUUCUUCGGUUUAGGUUUAGGGUUUUACCGCACCAGAAUCAUUCAGCUCUCCUUUGCCUCGCCUCCAAACCCUUCUUCUUCUACCACCGUUAACCCUGCCACUCAUCACCUCCUGCGUCGAUCGAAAAACACUUCAUCUCCUCCUUGUCAUCGCAUCCAAUCCAAGUCCCCUGGCGAAUUUCCUACACUUUCGAGUUGCUUUAGCCAACAAGAAGAGGAUCAUGAGCUUCCAUCUGAAGGAUUGUCCCCCGUGUCAGGAGGAAUAGUAGCAUUGGGAAAGUUCGAUGCCCUUCACAUUGGCCACCGAGAACUUGCAAUUCAAGCAGCAAAGGUGGGACCUCCAUUUCUUUUGUCAUUCGUUGGAAUGGCUGAAAUACUUGGUUGGGAACUUAGGGCUCCCAUAGUUGCCAAAUGUGACCGGAAGCGGAUCCUUUCCUCUUGGGCCCCUUACUGUCGUAACAUAGCUCCAGCAGAGUUUCAAAUGGAAUUUUCCAGUGUUCGCCAUCUUAAUCCAAGGCAAUUUGUCGAGAAGUUAUCAAAAGAGCUUGGAGUGCGUGGAGUUGUCGUAGGUGAAAAUUACCGAUUUGGAUAUAGAGCUGCUGGUGAUGCAUUAAAACUGGUGAGGCUGUGUGAGGAGUAUGGUAUGGGGGCUUACGUAAUAGAGUCUGUUAUGGACAAGAACCAUUAUGCCAGAAAUAUGAACGCCAGUGAUUCAAAAGAGAGAGGACAAGUAUCAUCUACUCGUGUUCGCCGUGCCCUUGCCGUAGGGGAUAUGAGAUAUGUUUCAGAGCUUUUGGGUCGUAAACAUCGCCUUAUAUUGAUGGCAAAAGACCAGGAAGGAUUGACAUACAACAGAAGUCGGGUGUCAAUUCCAAAGUCAUGCUUGCUAAAUCUAGCUCCAAAGGAGGGUCUAUAUGAGAAGUGUUCUAUUUUUAUAGCUGAAGAGAAGCUGGUACCUUGUAAAGUAGUUAUUGACACAACAAGUAUCCAUGUUGAAAUGGAUGAGGUAGAUUCAUGCAUUAUUGUUGGUAAUCAAGACUUCCAUUUCUUUCGUAUUGAAUUUGGUGAUUGAGAAGCUUGAUUCAGUUUAAUACAUUUUUAUUUUCUCAUCUCA
Molecule: messenger RNA, 1368 nt
Organism: Carya illinoinensis
Lineage: Eukaryota; Viridiplantae; Streptophyta; Magnoliopsida; Fagales; Juglandaceae
Product: FAD synthetase 2, chloroplastic-like
Exons: 5
Coding region: 196-1326 (376 amino acids)
Biological process (GO): riboflavin biosynthetic process; C-terminal protein methylation
Cellular component (GO): endoplasmic reticulum
Molecular function (GO): protein C-terminal S-isoprenylcysteine carboxyl O-methyltransferase activity; FMN adenylyltransferase activity
Source: RefSeq, a predicted model, not a curated record